Thermothielavioides terrestris NRRL 8126 is the source of this 1733-nucleotide messenger RNA. RefSeq lists its product as uncharacterized. Lineage: Eukaryota; Fungi; Ascomycota; Sordariomycetes; Sordariales; Chaetomiaceae. Bases 248 to 1528 code for a protein of 426 amino acids. Gene Ontology annotation, cellular component: plasma membrane. The record is from RefSeq and is a predicted model, not a curated record. The transcript has 2 exons.
GUGCCACAGUUUGCAGUCUAUUGAAAUCCCAAUUUCGCACAGGCGCCUUCAACAAGCAAAAACAGAUUCGGGGAUGGACGGCUUUGGCUGGGAUACAAAGGGAGGUGCUCCCUCCGGCGGGCGGGCGCCUUCGUGAGUACGGGAUCACUGUGGACGCUCGCUGCCUGACAACCUCGCGAAGCAUCCUCGCUCCCCCCCCGUCGCUCACAGCUCCCACCUCUUUCUUGCCGCUGUCCACCUCCGCACCAUGGCUCGGGCCGCAAUCUCCCUCAUUGCCUUGGCGGCCGCCGCUCAGGCCCUGCCUCGCCAGUCCCCGUCCCUGAAGCGCGACGGCGCGUCCUUCACCUCUCAGGGGUGCUUCGUUGACAACGCCAACAACCAGAGGCUGCUCAGCGGCGCCAGCUAUGCCGACGAUGGCAUGACGGUCGAAAGCUGCGCCGCCUUCUGCACCAAGUUCAAGUACUUCGGUGUCGAGUAUGGCCGCGAGUGCUACUGCGACAACUCCCUGAGCGCCACCGCCACCGCCGACAGCGACUGCGCCAUGCCCUGCGCGGGCGACGCCGAUGAGACCUGCGGCAACGGCAACCGUCUCAAUGUCUACCUCAACAACAACUACGUCGCCCCCAAGGUUGCCACGCUCUCCGUGCCCUACCUGGGCUGCUUCGUCGACCAGGGCGCCCGCGUGCUCCCGGAUGACCUGCUCGGCGCCGACAACAUGACCGCCCAGGUGUGCGCCGCCCACUGCGCCGACUACAGCUACUUCGGCGUCGAGUACGGCCGCGAGUGCUGGUGCGGCAACAGCCCGCCCACCACCACCGCCGCCGAGUCCGACUGCUCCAUGGUCUGCGCCGGCGACGACACGCAGAUCUGCGGCGCCGGCAACCGCAUCAACGUCUGGGGCUCCCCCCUGGCCUCCCCCGACACCGUCGGCGACUACGAGUACGUCGGCUGCUUCACCGACAGCAACGACAACCGCUCCCUCCGCGGCCUCGUCACCUACGACCCGGCCAUGACGCUCGAGAAGUGCGCGGCCGCCUGCAGCCUGUACAGCUACUUCGGCGUCGAGUACGGCACCCAGUGCUACUGCGGCGCCUCGCUCGAGCCCAGCGCCCAGCAGGUGCCGCAGGCCCAGUGCUCGCUCCGCUGCGGCGGCGACUACAACAACGUGUGCGGCGACGCCGACCGCCUCAACGUCUUCCUCACUUCCGAGUGCAAGGAUGAGCCCGCCAACGUGCCCUCGGUCGACGGCUUCAGCUAUAAGUCGUGCUGGACCGACGACGUCAACAAUCGCUCCCUGGCCGACAACGUGCUCCGCAGCGACGACAUGACGGUCGAGAAGUGCGCCGCCUUCUGCCAGGGCUCCAGCUACUUCGGCGUCGAGUACGGCCGCGAGUGCUACUGCGGUAACGUUCUGGGCGGUGCCUCCGCGUCCGAGGACGAGUGCAGCGAGGUGUGCUUCGGCAACGGUGCCGAGUGGUGCGGUGCUCCCAGCCGUCUCAACGUCUAUUCUGCUGUCCUCCGCCGCUAGCGCCUCCCGUUCCUGUGUCAUCACCGACUAUUAGGCGCUGCGUGGACACAGCCGGUGGGCGCUCAGAGACGGUUGCGUGCCACUGAGCACGGGUGUCCCAUAUAGACUGUUAGUGAUAAUGCAUUAUGUUCAGUGCGUGUCAUUGUCAUGAGCGAGACUGGGAAGACGGGCUCGUUGUUGGCGAUAGCUAUUUUAAAAUCCCUUG